AUGCUGCUGAGCUCCCCCUUCGUGUCCGUGUCCGUGUCCGUGUCGCCGUUGCCGCCGCAGUUCUCCCAGCCUUGCUAUGGCGCUCGCCCCGCGGCGCUGCGGAUCGAGGCUGCCAGGCAGCUGACGGGGCGGGUGGUGACGACCAAGGCCGACAAGACGGUGGGGGUGGAGGUGGUGCGCCUGGCGCCGCACCCCAAGUACAAGCGCCGGGAGCGCAUCAAGAAGAAGUACCAGGCGCACGACCCCGACAACCAGUUCAAGGUCGGCGACGUCGUCGAGCUCCGCCCCUCACGCCCCAUCUCCAAGACCAAGCACUUUCUCGCCAUCCCGCUACCGCCCCGCGACACCCGCCGCAAGUCCCAGCUCCUCCCGCCGCUCCAGUCCCAGGCCGACGACGACGACCAGGCGCCGCCGCCCUCGCCCUCCUCCGAGUGA
Miscanthus lutarioriparius is the source of this 435-nucleotide messenger RNA. Lineage: Eukaryota; Viridiplantae; Streptophyta; Magnoliopsida; Poales; Poaceae. The record is from the annotation of a GenBank genome assembly.